This is a messenger RNA of Microbotryum saponariae, 2112 nucleotides long. Lineage: Eukaryota; Fungi; Basidiomycota; Microbotryomycetes; Microbotryales; Microbotryaceae. The record is from the annotation of a GenBank genome assembly.
AUGUCGGAACGUAAAGGCCGUGGACGGGGUCGUCGCUCCGUCAUCGACACGAGCGACUCCACUCCCGCCGCUACUGCAUCACCCAUCGCCUCGAGCUCGAAACAACCCAAGAUCGAAGAUGACGAUGAAGACGCAGCCAUGUUCGAGGAUCCACCCGAGGAUGUCGAGAUGCGAGCUGCCGAGGACGCAGGCGAUGGGGUUCCUUCGACAGGACCAGAGGCCUCCACCUCGUCGUCCAAGCGUAUCAGUUCAACGACCACGUCCUCGACCACGCGAGCGAAUCCGAGAGUCCGUCCUGUAGGUGGACUGCUGGGUGGUCAGAGUGAAUACGUGCAGGAUGCGUCGCGCUCGGUCACGCCCAAGUUGAAGUUCAAGCCCAAGAACACGAGGAAGAACAGGCCUGCCGUUUCGGAUGAUGAGGACGAGUCAGUCUACCGAUCUUCAUUACGUCUAUGUGAUAAUGCAGGGACGUCUGACUUCUUUUUUUCUCACUUUUGUACCUCGACAGCGAGGUCAAGAUGGUAAGUUGAUUCGGGGCCAGUCAAAUAGGAGCGAGACAAAAUUUCGUCUCCGUUCGGAGAUGGCCAAGGUCACCUGUCUCGCGCCGAAUCAGCUUACUUACGCAGACCGCUUUCGGUCACACUUGAACAGGAAGAAUAUGACAAUUCGAGGUCCCGAGGUCGUGGUCGUGGUCGAGGAGCGAUGGCCCCUCGUCGCGAACUCGAGAUGACCGCCAGCGGUCCGAUGGCCCAAGGUCCUGGUGGAGCUCGUGAGUGAUGUCGACGCUAUGAGAUCUUGUCUCGUGAGGACGACUACUCAAUUGCAGGAACAACACUCACAGCCAAAGGUUUCGGAAGCAAACGAACGUUCGGAGCGGCGGGAGCAGGGGUGAUGAACGCCUCUCGUGACGGAACCCAACUUUCGGAACGUAGGAACGACGCGACGGAUGACGACGACGAAGAUGACGUAGCCGAGGAGGAGGACGAUGGAUCCCACAACGAUGGAGGUCGUCAGAACGGUGGGAUGCCUCCGAGCAGUCGCGAGCUCGAUUCGAUCGGUCGUGAGGAUGAGAUGGCGCCAUUGACGCUGCCGAGGGAUCCUCGCGUCGAAAAAUUGGCCGCUGAACGUAGGAAGGAGCGUCAGCUCAGAAAGGCCAAGGCCGAACGUGAAGGUGCGCUCAGGGCUGUUGUGUUUCAGGCGAAUUCAGGCCCAAUAGAUCAGAAGUUCUGAGGGCGUUGACUUGAGCACAGCCGAAAUGGACGUCAAGGCCGAACCGGGCGACGAUUCGCGAGCGUCGUCCAUAUACCUCUCCUCUGCGACCGCGACACCGGGCUUGGAGACCGAGUCCAAGGCCGAUUCGAAGACGACCUUGCUCGAAGAGGAGACGAAGGAGGCCAAGCCGAUCAACCCCGAGGACACAGACCUGCGGCCCUUCUUUGAUAUCAAGGUGGGUCCGACCUAGGAGUCCGCGGGCGAAGAAUUGAAUCUGACUGAAGCUGGUACCCGCGGUCCUUCCCUCAGACAGGAGAACCGGAUCAAUUGCACAUCAUGCAAUUCCCUCGCGUGUUCCCCAAAUUCGUGCGAGCCGACGGAACUUCUCCACCGGAGAACAAGGACGAUAAGGCGGACGUUCAACCUCCCGAAUGGGGUCGAGCCGGAACGCGCAAGGAGAAGGCGGCGAGGUACAGCAAGGAAGCGGGCAGGAUCGGCGAGAUGCGUAUCCACCGUAAUGGCAAGGUCACAUUCAAGAUCAACAAUGAUCUCAUUUACGAGGUGAGCUUCAGCAUUUAUUUUCAGACCUCACCGUUCUGAUCAUCAUACCUAUCCUUUGCCUAUCAGGUCCUCCCCGCGGCCCAACCGACCUUCCUCCAAGAGAUCGCCAUGAUCGACCAUCCCGACCUGAACGACCCUCCCUCCCCUACCGACCCAGACAAACGCCCCAUCCCAAGCGUCGUCAUCCUUGGCCAAACGUACAACAAGUUCAUCGCCGCGCCCGAAGCGAGUUAUCUGUUGGGUCGUAUCGCCGAACAGGAUCGGGAGGAGAAGGAGGCCGAGAUGAAACUCAAGGCGGUCAAGAGGGAGUCCAAGGCGCAUCAAGACGCUCGAGAGUGA